AUGCCUCAAAACCCAAACGCUCCCAAGAUUGACUUCCAUGCUGGACCUGGCACAGGACAAGAGGUUGGAGUGAUGUUCGCCUUCAUCGCAAUAUUCGUCAUCCUCACUUUCGGCUAUCUAGCAUUCUGGAAGAUGGCCAACAAGAAGAACGAGGCUAGGGAAAGGGACAGACGACAAGCCUUACAUGAGAAGAUGGCAGCAUCCGGCGACAAGAAAUAUCUCGAUGAGCCUGUCAAUGAGAAGAAGGUCGAUCGGGACAGUGCUGCGAACGAGGGCUACUCGAGCAGCAUUCACGAAUUACUAACGGCCCGGGACACCAAAACCCUCGUUCACGAAAUCAGCCUGAUCCUCGCGUGUGAAGCUCUCUCAACAACAUUAAGCACACAACAAGGUGGUAUAGUAGGCCCCUCCCCACAUCCACCCCCCACAAGCCUCAACCAUCUCUCAUCCACGACCGCUGACCUCGUCGCACCACAGGACACAACCCCCCUCUCCCACACCUACACGACCACGCACACAACACCCUCAGUAUGUCUCGUCCCGAUCCUCCGCUCCGGCCUCGCAAUGCUCGAAGCCUUCCAACUCCUCCUUCCCGCUACCUCCCCCGCAAUCUCAAUCCACCACCUCGGUCUCUACCGUGAACCCAGCACCCUCCAGCCAGUCGAAUACUACAACAAUCUACCUUACCACAAACCCUCUUCCCAACCCGCUUCCCAAACUGACAGCAAUGGAAGCAGCGUUCCAGAAAUAGCCAUCCUUCUGGACCCGGUCAUAGCGACAGGCGGAACAGCGAGCGCGGCCAUACAGACACUAUUAGAGUGGGGAGUCAUGAAAGUUGUGCUGGUUGCCGUGGUGGGUAACGAGGAUGGGGUGAGGAGGGCUGCUGGGGAGGCGGAGAUGUACAAUGAGGGUGAGGGAGCGGGCGGUGCGGACAAGGAGGUGGAGAUAUGGGUUGGAGCCGUAGACGAGGGCUUGAAUGAUCGUGGGAUGAUCAAACCAGGGCUGGGAGAUGUAGGGGAUCGGUUGUUUGGGACAUUGGGAAAAUGA
This is a messenger RNA of Bacidia gigantensis, 1047 nucleotides long. RefSeq lists its product as uncharacterized. Bases 1 to 1047 code for a protein of 348 amino acids. The transcript is spliced from 3 exons. The record is from RefSeq and is a predicted model, not a curated record. NCBI's taxonomy places the organism in Eukaryota, Fungi, Ascomycota, Lecanoromycetes, Lecanorales, Ramalinaceae.